Messenger RNA from Symphalangus syndactylus (siamang), 3517 nucleotides. It is a transcript of the gene MAP3K12, whose product is annotated as mitogen-activated protein kinase kinase kinase 12. Gene Ontology annotation, cellular component: cytoplasm. Gene Ontology annotation, molecular function: ATP binding; MAP kinase kinase kinase activity. Gene Ontology annotation, biological process: JNK cascade; protein autophosphorylation. The record is from RefSeq and is a predicted model, not a curated record. NCBI's taxonomy places the organism in Eukaryota, Metazoa, Chordata, Mammalia, Primates, Hylobatidae.
AGAAGGAGGAGGAGGCGGGAGCAGCAUCCGGAGCGGAGCUGCAGCAGCGCCGCCUUUUGUGCUGCGGCCGCGGAGCCCCCGAGGGCCCAGUGUUCACCAUCAUACCAGGGGCCAGAGGCGAUGGCUUGCCUCCAUGAGACCCGAACACCCUCUCCUUCCUUUGGGGGCUUCGUGUCUACCCUAAGCGAGGCAUCCAUGCGCAAGCUGGACCCAGACACUUCUGACUGCACUCCCGAGAAGGACCUGACGCCUACCCAGUGUGUACUUCGAGAUGUGGUACCCCUUGGUGGGCAGGGUGGGGGAGGGCCCAGCCCCUCCCCAGGUGGAGAGCCGCCCCCUGAGCCUUUUGCCAACAGUGUCCUGCAGCUACAUGAGCAGGAUGCAGGGGGCCCAGGGGGAGCAGCUGGGUCACCUGAGAGUCGGGCAUCCAGAGUUCGAGCUGACGAGGUGCGACUGCAGUGCCAGAGUGGCAGUGGCUUCCUUGAGGGCCUCUUUGGCUGCCUGCGCCCUGUCUGGACCAUGAUUGGCAAAGCCUACUCCACUGAGCACAAGCAGCAGCAGGAAGACCUUUGGGAGGUCCCCUUUGAGGAAAUCCUGGACCUGCAGUGGGUGGGCUCAGGGGCCCAGGGUGCUGUCUUCCUGGGGCGCUUCCACGGGGAGGAGGUGGCUGUGAAGAAGGUGCGAGACCUCAAAGAGACCGACAUCAAGCACUUGCGAAAGUUGAAGCACCCCAACAUCAUCACCUUCAAGGGUGUGUGCACCCAGGCUCCCUGCUACUGCAUCCUCAUGGAGUUCUGCGCCCAGGGCCAGCUGUAUGAGGUACUGCGGGCUGGCCGCCCUGUCACCCCCUCUUUACUGGUUGACUGGUCCAUGGGCAUCGCCGGUGGCAUGAACUACCUGCACCUGCACAAGAUUAUCCACAGGGAUCUCAAGUCACCCAACAUGCUAAUCACCUACGACGAUGUGGUGAAGAUCUCAGAUUUUGGCACUUCCAAGGAGCUGAGUGACAAGAGCACCAAGAUGUCCUUUGCAGGGACAGUAGCCUGGAUGGCCCCUGAGGUGAUCCGCAAUGAGCCUGUGUCUGAGAAGGUCGACAUCUGGUCCUUUGGUGUGGUGCUGUGGGAACUGCUGACUGGUGAGAUCCCCUACAAAGACGUAGAUUCCUCAGCCAUUAUCUGGGGUGUGGGAAGCAACAGUCUCCAUCUGCCCGUGCCCUCCAGUUGCCCAGAUGGUUUCAAGAUCCUGCUUCGCCAGUGCUGGAAUAGCAAACCGCGAAAUCGCCCAUCAUUCCGACAGAUCUUGCUGCAUCUGGACAUUGCCUCAGCUGAUGUACUCUCCACACCCCAGGAGACUUACUUUAAGUCCCAGGCAGAGUGGCGGGAAGAAGUAAAACUGCACUUUGAAAAGAUUAAGUCAGAAGGGACCUGUCUGCAUCGCCUAGAAGAGGAACUGGUGAUGAGGAGGAGGGAGGAGCUCAGACACGCCCUGGACAUCAGGGAGCACUAUGAAAGGAAGCUGGAGAGAGCCAACAACCUGUAUAUGGAACUUAAUGCCCUCAUGUUGCAGCUGGAACUCAAGGAGAGGGAGCUGCUCAGGCGAGAACAAGCUUUAGAGCGGAGGUGCCCAGGCCUGCUGAAGCCCCACCCUUCCCGGGGCCUCCUGCAUGGAAACACAAUGGAGAAGCUUAUCAAGAAGAGGAAUGUGCCACAGAAGCUGUCACCCCAUAGCAAAAGGCCAGAUAUCCUCAAGACAGAGUCUUUGCUCCCUAAACUAGAUGCAGCCCUAAGUGGGGUUGGGCUUCCUGGGUGUCCUAAGGGCCCCCCCUCACCAGGACGGAGUCGCCGUGGCAAGACCCGUCACCGCAAGGCCAGCGCCAAGGGGAGCUGUGGGGACCUGCCUGGGCUUCGUACAGCUGUGCCACCCCAUGAACCUGGAGGACCAGGAAGCCCAGGGGGCCUAGGAGGGGGACCCUCAGCCUGGGAGGCCUGCCCUCCCGCCCUCCGUGGGCUUCAUCAUGACCUCCUGCUCCGCAAAAUGUCUUCAUCGUCCCCAGACCUGCUGUCAGCAGCAUUAGGGUCCCGGGGCCGAGGGGCCACAGGCGGAGCUGGGGAUCCCGGCUCACCACCUCCAGCUCGGGGUGACACCCCACCAAGUGAGGGCUCAGCCCCUGGCUCCACCAGCCCAGAUUCACCUGGGGGAGCCAAAGGGGAGCCACCUCCUCCAGUAGGGCCUGGUGAAGGUGUGGGGCUUCUGGGAACUGGAAGGGAAGGGACCUCAGGCCGGGGAGGAAGCCGGGCUGGGUCCCAGCACUUGACCCCAGCUGCACUGCUGUACAGGGCUGCCGUCACCAGAAGUCAGAAACGUGGCAUCUCAUCAGAAGAGGAGGAAGGAGAGGUAGACAGUGAAGUAGAGCUGACGUCAAGCCAGAGGUGGCCUCAGAGCCUGAACAUGCGCCAGUCACUAUCUACCUUCAGCUCAGAGAAUCCUUCAGAUGGGGAGGAAGGCACAGCUAGUGAACCUUCCCCCAGUGGCACACCUGAAGUUGGCAGCACCAACACUGAUGAGCGGCCAGAUGAGCGGUCUGAUGACAUGUGCUCCCAGGGGUCAGAAAUCCCACUGGACCCACCUCCUUCAGAGGUCAUCCCCGGCCCUGAACCCAGCUCCCUGCCCAUUCCACACCAGGAACUUCUCAGAGGAGAGCGGGUGAGUGGCACAACAGCAACGAGCAGAUAUUGAACACGGAGAGCUGUAAGCAGAUGCCUUGUCUUUUGACAGCUUUUGGGGAGACAGCUGCACAGGCCAGAAAGUACCAUAAAGAGCAAAUAUCCACGUGAUGGAAUUUCAGAAGCCUCUUGCACAGAGCAUCUAUUACGAUGCCUGACCAGUAGCUUGUAUGUAGCUAUAAAUUGCAGCCAGGGAAGGAUUCUGAAAGGAGUCUGACACCUUGGAGAAUGGCCUGAGCAACUGAAAUCUGGAAGGAAUAAAAUCAGUAAGCUGGCUGGGCACGGUGACUCACGCCUGGAAUCCCAGAACUUUGGGAGGCCAAGGCGGGUGGAUCAUAAGGUCAGGAGUUCAAGACCAGCCUGACCAAUAUGGUAAAACCCCAUCUCUAUUAAAAGUAAAAAAAUUAGCCGGGUGUAGUGGUGCAUGCCUGUAGUCCCAGCUACUCAGAAGGCUGAGGCAGAAUUGCUUGAACCUGGGAGGCAGAGGUUGCAGUGAGCUGAGAUUGCGCUACUGCACUCCAGCCUGGGCGACAGAGACUCUGUCUUAAAAAACAAAUCAGUAAGCCACUGGCUAUUAAAAUGACCCCAGUAAAGAACCCCAAGGAAUCUCACUCCAUUUCUACUCUUUCUCACAGGGCCCUCCCAAUUCUGAGGACUCAGACUGUGACAGCACUGAAUUGGACAACUCCAACAGCAUUGAUGCCUUGCGGCCCCCAGCUUCCCUCCCUCCAUGAAAGCCACUCGUAUUCCUUGUACAUAGAGAAAUAUUUAUAUAAAUUAUAUAUAUAUACAUA